Molecule: messenger RNA, 1548 nt
Organism: Psammomys obesus (fat sand rat)
Lineage: Eukaryota; Metazoa; Chordata; Mammalia; Rodentia; Muridae
Product: DNA-(apurinic or apyrimidinic site) endonuclease 2-like
Exons: 1
Coding region: 1-1548 (515 amino acids)
Biological process (GO): base-excision repair
Cellular component (GO): nucleus
Molecular function (GO): DNA-(apurinic or apyrimidinic site) endonuclease activity; double-stranded DNA 3'-5' DNA exonuclease activity; phosphoric diester hydrolase activity
Source: RefSeq, a predicted model, not a curated record
AUGUUGCGUGUGGUAAGCUGGAACAUCAAUGGCAUCCGGAGGCCCCUGAAAAGUCUCGAAUACCAGGUACCCGGCAACUGUGCCACGGCCUUGCAACACAUUUUGAAAGAGCUGGAUGCUGAUAUUGUCUGUCUCCAGGAGACCAAAGUGACCAGAGAUGUGCUGACAGAGCCCCUGGCUAUUGUUGAGGGCUAUAACUCCUAUUUCAGCUUCAGCCGCAGCCGGAGCGGCUAUUCUGGUGUAGCCACUUUCUGUAGGGACAGUGCCACCCCAGUGGCUGCUGAAGAAGGCUUGACGGGUCAGUUUGCCACCCUGAACAGGGAUGUCGGUUGCUAUGGAAACAUGACCGAGUUCACCCAAGAGCAGCUCCGGGCUCUGGAUAGUGAGGGUCGGGCUCUCCUUACACAGCACAAGAUCUGCACGUGGGAAGGGAAAGAGACGCCUUUGACCCUCAUCAAUGUGUACUGCCCGCAUGCGGAUCCUGGGAAGCCUGAGCGGCUGGCCUUUAAGAUGCAUUUCUAUCGCCUGCUGCAGAUCCGGGCAGAAGCACUCCUGGCAGCAGGCAGUCAUGUGAUAAUCCUGGGGGACCUGAAUACAGCCCACCGUCCCAUUGACCACUGUGAUGCUGGUAGUCUGGAGUGCUUUGAAGAAGACCUGGGACGCAAGUGGAUGGAUGGACUGCUCAGUAACCUGGAGUACCAGGCUGGAUCCCGUGUUGGGCCUUUCAUGGAUAGCUAUCGCUAUUUCUAUCCAAAACAGGAGAAGGCCUUCACCUGCUGGUCAGUGAUCAGUGGUGCCCGCAGCCUCAACUAUGGUGCCCGAAUUGACUACAUACUAGGAGAUAGGGCUCUCAUUAUAGACAGUCUCCAAGCUGCCUAUCUGCUCCCUGAGGUGAUGGGCUCUGACCACUGCCCUGUGGGAGCUGCCUUGAAUGUGUCCUGUAUGCCAGCCAAACAAUGCCCUGCUCUGUGUACUCGUUUUCUCCCUGAAUUUUCAGGGACCCAGCUCAAGAUUCUUGGCUUCCUAGCCCAUCGUGAACAAGAACCCAUGAGGGAGCAGUUACUCCUGCAGCUCAGCAGUCCAGUCCAGGCACAGAAACAACGAAAAGCCCAAGCCUACGGGCAAGCAUCCAGGCCUCGAAAGAGUGGAUCCAGAAGACACCAGAGAAACCUGAUGAGUUACUUUCAGCCUUCUGCUGGCCUUCCUCAAACCUCUCCUGAGAAACUACCCAGACUGCCUCUGGUGGACACUCCUGUAACCCCAAAGACUCUGAAAGAGGGUGUGAUAGCCACAACAUUGGAUGAGAAGGCCAAGGCUUCUGAAGUCAAAGAUGAGAAGGAGAUACGGACCUUGUUCUGGAAGUCUGUGCUGACGGGGCCCUCACCCAUGCCCCUCUGCAGAGCCCACAAGGAGCCAUGUGUGAUGCGUACUGUGAAAAAACAAGGUCCCAACCAGGGCCGCCAUUUCUACAUGUGUUCCAGGCCACAAGGUCCUCCUGAUGACCCCUCGUCAAGAUGCAACUUCUUCCUUUGGAGCAGGCCCAGCUGA